GCGCACAUGUCGCGUCCGGGAUCGGCGGGUGGCAGCCUGCGCCUGCGCACUGGCCGGGGGCCGGCGGCGCUGAGGGGGCCAGGAGGUCCGGGGGCCAGGAGGUCUGGGCGCCCGCAGCGCAGGCGCCAGUGUGCUCACCGCUGUGCUGCAUGCAGGUUUAUCCAUGAAUAACUUAAAUGACCCCCCAAAUUGGAAUAUCCGCCCUAAUUCCAGGGCUGAUGGGGGUGACGGAAGCAGGUGGAAUUACGCCCUGUUGGUUCCAAUGCUGGGAUUGGCAGCCUUUCGUUGGAUUUGGUCUAGGGAGUCCCGGAAAGAAAUAGAAAAAGAGAGAGAAGCAUAUCGUGAGAGAACAGCUGCUUUCCAACGGGAUCUGGAAGCCAAGUAUCACACCACGAUCUCAGAAAGCCGGCGUGCCGUCGCCCGGCUGUCCUUGGAACUAGAGAAGGAGCAGAACAGGACGGCUAGUUACCGAGAAGCUCUGAUCUCGCAGGGCCGCAAGCUGGUGGAGGAAAAGAAGCUCCUGGAACAGGAACGGGCUCAGCUCAUGCACGAGAGACAGGUGCAGCCUCUGAGAGGCGCGUACCUGCGCUGCCUGGAGAGGGAAGACGACUGGCAGCAGAGGGCCCGGCUGCUGCUGAAGGAGUUUGAGGAGGCGCUCACGGAGCGGCAGAGCAUCUACUGCAGCCUGCUGCUCCCUCGCCGCAGGCGCCUGCACAUCGAGAAGAGCCUGCUGGUGCGAGCCUCGGUGGACCCAGUGGCUGCUGACCUGGAGAUGGUGGCGGGUUUAACCGACAUCUUUAAGCAUGAUACGUAUUGUGGCGACGUCUGGAAUACCAACAAGCGCCAAAACGGGAGGCUCAUGUGGCUGUAUCUCAAGUAUUGGGAGCUCGUCGCCGAACUGAAAAAGUUCAGGAGGGUAGAGAAAGUCAUACUAGAGAAGUAAGACAGGAGUGAAGUGCGCUGCGCCCUGGGUGCCUGGGGAGCACGGGGUCCCUCCUUGCGGCUUCUCACAGCCUUCUGGGGCGCCCAGCAUGUUAUUAAGCUCCUAUCUGGUAAAGUACAGUGUCCUUAGCCUAAGUAAUGUUCUGUCUGUUUUGAUUACUCCCUAAAUAAAUUGUGUUUUUCCUUGAA
This is a messenger RNA of Oryctolagus cuniculus (rabbit), 1131 nucleotides long. RefSeq names its product coiled-coil domain containing 127 (gene CCDC127). The record is from RefSeq and is a predicted model, not a curated record. Lineage: Eukaryota; Metazoa; Chordata; Mammalia; Lagomorpha; Leporidae.